Molecule: messenger RNA, 1773 nt
Organism: Penicillium mononematosum
Lineage: Eukaryota; Fungi; Ascomycota; Eurotiomycetes; Eurotiales; Aspergillaceae
Product: multicopper oxidase family protein
Exons: 1
Coding region: 1-1773 (590 amino acids)
Molecular function (GO): oxidoreductase activity; copper ion binding
Source: RefSeq, a predicted model, not a curated record
AUGCGACACAACUAUACAGUGCGGUCUCUAUCGGCACUCGGCCUGGUGGUUCAAGUCCUUCUGGUCGCCGCCAAUCCUAUCCUCGAUUCCCGCAUCGAUCCCACUUUCGAUAACAGCAUCGAUUCCAACAUUGAUUCCCUUCUCGAUUCCAUCCUCGAUCCCAUCGACGCCAUUAAAUGUGCGAGUAUCGGGAACGGUGUGUGCGAGGAAGAAGAGGAACGUCAUAGAUCGCCCCGGCUGGCGUACUUCAAACAGGAGCUCCCAAUACCUCCCGUUGCCAGACCAAGUAACGAGUCGGAUGGAGAUGGUGAGGCCUUCUAUGAGAUGAAUCUAGAAAAUAUCAAACACAACUUCCAUCCCGAUCUCCCAGCCACAAACAUGUGGGGCUUCAACGGCAUUCAUCCUGGCCCAACUCUCGAAGUUGAGAUCGGCAAGCCCGUCAAGGUCGACUGGAACAAUCGUCUCUCCACUGUUCAUCCAUUGGGAUAUGCAAUCGAUCCUACCUUAGAUAAUGGUGUGAUUGGCGAGCUGCCUGCCGUCCGCGCCACCAUCCAUAACCACGGUGCCCAUGUCGUAAACACGUCGGAUGGACUGCCUCAUGAUUGGAUUACCCCCGGCAAUACUCUCCACUAUCGCUAUCCAAACCAUGGGGGAGCAACGAAUUGGUAUCACGACCAUACCCACGGUAUCACACGACUUAACGUCUACGCCGGACUUGCGGGCUUCUAUCUUAUUCGCACGCCCGGGGUGGCCGAGGAGCUAGGCCUUCCUACCGGGAAAUACGACAUCCCGCUCCUUCUCCAGGACAAAUUCUUCAACGAGGAUGGCUCUCUCCAUUACCCGACAACAGGCCACGGCCAGUUCCCGAUUUGGGUGUCCGACAUGGAGGCUGAUACCCCCGUGUUGAAUGGAAAGGUCGCUCCGUAUCUUAAAGUCGAGCCCCGAAAAUACCGUUUCCGCCUCCUCAACGGAGCCAAUUAUCGUGAAUGGAGCCUCUACUUCCAGGAGGACAACCUCAACAUCACGCAAAUCGGAAGCGAUGGCGGGUUCCUCCCCGCACCUGUCGUCGUCCGCGAGGUGCCCUUAGGCGUCGCCGAGCGUGCUGAGGUGGUUGUGGAUUUCUCGGGCUUUGAGGGCCGAAGUAUCAUCCUCCGCAACAAUGCGGGGGCACAUGAGUCGGGCGCUGCCGAUUUGCCAGAGCUUAUGCGUUUCGACGUGCUCCGCCAUGCCGAAUCCCAGGAUUUGACCCCUAUCCCUUCCCAACUUCCGUUCACUCCAAUCCCACCGUGCAUCCACAGAUACCGCACCUUGUCUCUCAGCCAGGAAAACGAGACCUACCUGAUAAAUAGCCGGCCUUUCUCAGCCCCACUGGAAAUUCGUCCCGUGGUCAAUACCACUGAGAUCUGGCGGAUCAUCAAUCUCACAGAUGAGACCCACCCAAUCCAUGUCCAUUUAGGCGAGUUCAAGCUCAUCAAGAGGUGCCCCUUCGAUACGGAGAGGUGGGUUCGAGACGGUAAACCCGACAAUAUCGAGCCCUACAUCCAGGGACCGUGUGGGCAUCACCAUGGAGUUCGUCCAGGCGAGACUGGGCAUAAAGAUGUAUUUUUGCAUUUUGCGCACACCGUGACCAUUGUCAAGAUGCCAUUCAAUACUUAUACGGGGAUGUACGUUAUGCACUGUCAUAAACUUGAGCAUGAGGACAACGACAUGAUGCGCCCGCUGGAGGUUAUCGAGGGUGACAUUCCGCAGUGUGUUGAUUUCGUGGAAGACUAG